Chionomys nivalis (European snow vole) is the source of this 2912-nucleotide messenger RNA. RefSeq names its product dual specificity phosphatase 6 (gene Dusp6). Gene Ontology annotation, biological process: protein dephosphorylation; negative regulation of ERK1 and ERK2 cascade; regulation of heart growth. Bases 545 to 1690 code for a protein of 381 amino acids. Lineage: Eukaryota; Metazoa; Chordata; Mammalia; Rodentia; Cricetidae. Gene Ontology annotation, molecular function: MAP kinase tyrosine/serine/threonine phosphatase activity; protein tyrosine/threonine phosphatase activity. Gene Ontology annotation, cellular component: cytosol; cytoplasm. The record is from RefSeq and is a predicted model, not a curated record. The transcript is spliced from 3 exons.
GCCGGCCCGUCCCCACGGCAACAGCCCCUUCCGCAGCGCGCUCAUUGGCUGGCCGAGAGAAUGUAUCCAUUGAGACGCUGGCUGUUUGUAUCCAUUGAGGAGCUGCCUCGCUCAGGGGGUGUGCUCUCGCGGAGUCCUAGGGACUGGGAGCUAACCGAGUCUUUAAUCCAACCCGGCUGGAUCUGAGGUGCAGCCUUAGAGGGAAGGAUUAGGAGCCGCUAGACUUUUUUUUUUCUUUUCUUUUUCCCCUUCCAGUGGCACGGAGUCCGAAUUAAUUGGUUUUCAUUCACUGGGGAGGAACAAAACUGGGUAUCUUCAUUCAGAGAGAUUCGCUGACUCCAAGAGCGAUCCCUGCAGCCCGGCGCAGAGGGACCACCGGCUUGCCUCCUGUAUCGCUUUCCCUAACCGGUAGCCUCGGCUUGGGAAAGGCAAGGCAGAAUCGAACCCCACUCCGAGAGCGGCAGCUUCGCGCGGCGUGCUCGGCCUAUGCCUGCCUCGAGGGGCGUCUGCUAGGCACCCCGCCUUCUCCUGCAGCUCGACCCCCAUGAUAGAUACGCUCAGACCCGUGCCCUUCGCGUCGGAAAUGGCGAUCAGCAAGACAGUGGCGUGGCUCAACGAGCAGCUGGAGCUGGGCAACGAACGGCUGCUGCUGAUGGACUGCCGACCACAGGAGCUGUAUGAAUCGUCGCACAUCGAAUCGGCCAUCAACGUGGCCAUCCCGGGCAUCAUGUUGCGGCGUCUGCAGAAGGGCAACCUGCCGGUGCGCGCGCUAUUCACGCGCUGCGAGGACCGGGACCGCUUUACCAGGCGCUGCGGCACUGACACCGUAGUGCUCUACGACGAGAACAGCAGCGACUGGAAUGAGAACACAGGUGGAGAGUCGGUCCUCGGGCUGCUGCUCAAGAAACUCAAAGACGAGGGCUGCCGGGCGUUCUACCUGGAAGGUGGCUUCAGUAAGUUCCAGGCUGAGUUCUCUCUGCACUGCGAGACCAAUCUAGACGGCUCGUGCAGCAGCAGCUCCCCGCCCUUGCCAGUGCUGGGGCUCGGGGGCCUGCGGAUCAGCUCCGACUCUUCCUCGGACAUUGAGUCUGACCUUGACCGAGACCCCAAUAGUGCAACGGACUCCGACGGCAGCCCGCUGUCCAACAGCCAGCCUUCCUUCCCCGUGGAGAUUUUGCCCUUCCUUUACCUGGGCUGUGCCAAGGACUCUACCAAUUUGGACGUGUUGGAGGAGUUUGGCAUCAAGUAUAUCUUGAAUGUCACCCCCAAUUUGCCCAACCUCUUUGAGAAUGCAGGGGAGUUCAAAUACAAGCAAAUCCCCAUCUCGGAUCACUGGAGCCAAAACCUGUCCCAGUUUUUCCCUGAGGCCAUUUCUUUCAUAGAUGAAGCCCGAGGCAAAAACUGCGGUGUCCUAGUGCAUUGCCUGGCAGGCAUCAGCCGCUCCGUCACCGUGACCGUUGCUUACCUUAUGCAGAAGCUCAACCUGUCCAUGAACGAUGCUUAUGACAUAGUCAAGAUGAAGAAAUCCAAUAUCUCCCCGAACUUCAAUUUCAUGGGCCAACUGCUUGACUUUGAAAGGACCCUGGGACUCAGCAGCCCCUGUGACAACCGGGUCCCGGCUCAGCAGCUAUACUUCACCGCUCCUGCCAACCAGAAUGUCUACCAGGUGGACUCCCUGCAAUCUACGUGAAAGGCACCCACCUUGCCUAGCUGGGAGUGUCCCAUUCCUUCAGCAGUUUCUCUUGGGCAGCAGCGAGCAGGCUGCUUUCUUUGUGUGUGGCCCCAGGUGUCAAAAUGUCACCAGCUGUCUGUAUUAGACAAGGUUGCCAAGUGCAAAAUUGGUUAUUACAGAGGGAGAGGUUUGCUCCAUUCUUUCUUUUGGAAGGACAGGACAUGCUGUCUGGAUCCAGGCAAUAGGUUUGCUCCUCUACCCCCAGCCUACCCAAGCAGGGACUGGACAUCCAUCCAGAUGAUAGGAGGGUAGGACCAAGAAGUAGGGUAGGGGCAUGUGUUCUUUAGGGCCUUGUAUGACUGUUUCCUGUUGCAUCUGGAACUAACUCUAUAUUGUCUUCAGUGAAGACCGAUUCAACUUUGCGUACAGUGGAGCCAAAGAGAUUUUAGCUCUGUAUUUGUGGUAUCGGUUUGGAAGAUUAAAAACAAAACUGAUACUCUUCUUUGAUUAUUGUAAAUAUUUGAUCUUAAAUCACUUGACAGUGUUUGUUUGACUUGUGUUUGUUUGUUUUUUUUUAUCUUUGAUGGGUUUAAAAGAAGUCCAAAGGGGGAGAAAGAGCAGUGUGUGCCACUUCUUAAAAUGAAAAGAAAAUAAGGAAAAUUUUGCUCUUUUCUAAUCCAAAAAGUAUAUUUGCAGCAUGCUUGACCUUAUUGUACCAAUUCUAAAGAUGCUGUCACAGAUACUAUCGCUGAGACUUCGUUAUGGUGCAGUCUUGAGUCUUUCAUAUCUCUUCAUUGUGUGUUUUUUUUCCUUUAUGUACUUUGACUCUGCCUUACCUUUGUAAAUAUUUGGCUUAUAUUGUCUCAAAGUGGGUAUCUUGGAAAGACACCAAAAUUGUGGGUUCACUUUUUUUCCUUUUUUCCUUUUCCUUUUUCUUCUUUUUUUUUACUUCAGCUGUGCUAAACAGUAUAUUACCUCUGUACAAAAUUCUUCAGGGAGCGUCACCUCAAAUGCCAUACUUAUAGUUGGUUUCUUUCCUUUUAGAAAAAAACAUUAUAUGAUAAACUGGAAGUGUGUGUCUGUGUGCGUGUGAGCAUGGGUACCCAUUUGACAGGUGGGAUGCAGCGGGUUGUGGAGGCGGGAGGAUGAAGUUGCUCCGUGAUGUUCACAGUGUAAAGUUUUCAGCUGGAAUUUAUUAUAAGAAUGUAAAAAACCUUAAAUUAUUAAUAAAUAACUAUUU